Messenger RNA from Sabethes cyaneus, 1071 nucleotides. RefSeq names its product homeotic protein empty spiracles-like. Lineage: Eukaryota; Metazoa; Arthropoda; Insecta; Diptera; Culicidae. The transcript has 3 exons. Gene Ontology annotation, molecular function: DNA-binding transcription factor activity, RNA polymerase II-specific; DNA binding. The coding region runs from base 13 to 1071 and encodes 352 amino acids. The record is from RefSeq and is a predicted model, not a curated record. Gene Ontology annotation, biological process: regulation of DNA-templated transcription; neuron differentiation; brain development.
UCGACCUACAAAAUGCCGACGCUUCAACCGCGAAUAGGAUUUAGUAUCGACUCUAUAGUUGGGAACAGUACACCCAAAUCGCCACCGCAUGCGAUAACUAAGGUUGACGGUCCACAGCGAUCGCCAAGUCCACAGUCCUACUCGGUCCGGUUGAAUCGACUGCAGAGUCUUUCCCCGCCGCAUAACUAUAGCAUUACGAGACUGCCGGAAUCUCCUCAAAGCAUAGAAUCCCAGAGCCGCCUAGAGUCGUUUACGGCCACCAGUCCUGCCCUGCAAGCCAGACUUACACCAGAUGACCACCGACCUGGCAAGAGACCGCGCAGUCCGUCUCCACCGUCGUCCCCGUCCGGUCCUCUUUCUGUUCCGCCCUCCGCACCAGGACCAAUCGUUGUACCUGGACUUCCGGCUGGACUGAUACGACCGUUUCCAGUGAGUCCACCUCAACAGCAACAGCCGCAAAAUCCGGACAUCAAGACACUUCCACCCUUCAUGCACACACCCGAAAUGGUUCAAGCUGCCCACAAUCAACACUUCCUUGCUGCCCAGUUUCAAGCUGCUGCGCUGGCUCAUGCUCAAGCUGGACAACCUUUUCCACCGCAUCCGGCCGCCGCUCAUCUGCACAACCCCAAUCUGCCACCACGUGAUAGCUACCCCUUAUACCCGUGGCUUCUGAGUCGUCACGGUCGCGGAGUGUUUCCCAUCGGCUUCCCAGGCAACUACCUCAUUCCGUUUCGAAAGUCCAAACGAGUCCGGACCGCGUUCUCGCCCUCGCAGCUACUGAAACUGGAACACGCCUUCGAAAGCAACCAUUACGUGGUCGGCGCAGAGCGCAAACAGCUCGCCCAGAAUCUCAAUCUAUCGGAAACUCAGGUUAAGGUGUGGUUCCAGAAUCGACGCACCAAGCACAAACGUAUGCAACAGGAGGAGGGCAAAUCGGGCGAGUCGAGCGAUCAGAACCGGUCGACAUCGAGUCCGGCGUCCGGCGGAAGCUGCCCGGAAGACGACGAGGAUGAGUUCAUCGAUAUGGACGACUGCCCGAGCGACGAGGAAAAUAUGCAUCACAACGGCUGA